AUGGGCAACCUACCAGCUGACCGAGUAACACAAGCUCGGCCAUUCUUUAACUCUGGUGUUGACUACUGCGGACCGAUUUGGAUUCAUCACAAACUACGUGGAAAAAGACCUGAUAAGGCUUACAUUGCAGUCUUCUGCUGUUUUGCAACAAAGGCAGUUCAUCUGGAGUUAGUAAGUGAUUUGACAACAGAUGCAUUUUUAGCUGCACUUCGACAAUUUUUGGGUCGACGCGGAAAAUGUCAGACUAUUCACUGUGACAACGCAACAAACUUUGUCGGUGCCAAUAAUCAAUUGAAGCCCCUAGAGGGAGCUAUAUUCACCGACAAGGCUCAAGAACAGAUUAUAAACCAUUGCAAUAAAAAGCAAGUGGAGUUUAAGUUCAUACCGCCCCGAGCACCAUCGUUUGGCGGGCUUUGGGAAGCUGCGGUGAAAUCUGCGAAGCAGCUUCUAGUAUCAGUCACAGCCACAUCUUCAUUAGCAUUUGAGGAGCUUAACACCGUAAUCGUGGAAGUCGAAGCAAUCCUCAAUUCCCGACCGCUGACACCAAUGUCAUCUGAUCCAACAGAUACAUCAGCUUUGACUCCUGGCCAUUUUAUGAUUGGUGAACCGUUGACCGCCGCUCCCGAUGCAAAUCUAUCCUCACCAGGGAAAAGGUUGGUGAAAAGAUGGGAAUUAGUGUCCAGAUUAAAGCAAAUGUUCUGGGACCAAUGGUCUAUGGAGUAUCUACAAGAGCUUCAGAUGCGCAACAAGUGGAAAACGGCAUCACAAAACGUGAAGGAGGGACUACUUGUGCUAGUCAAGGAAGACAAUGUGCCUGUGAUGAGUUGGCCAAUGGGACGAAUAGUGAAGACUUAUCCCGGUAAGGACGACCAUGUCCGAGUAGUAAAUGUAAAGACUGCAUCUGGGAUCUUCAAACGGUCAGUAACUCGUCUCGCGCCACUGUUAAAAGAAGAAACAGCCGUUAAACGUCCGCACAGUUCCGUCGAAGAUACAACGUCAAAGGAUGAGAUGCCAACACAGAGGAGGAAGGUAUCACCUUCAAUCCUUCCAACCCUGCUGGCAAUGUUACUCAUUCUGCCACUAGCGAUGGGACAACAAACAAAGGUCACGCAUUUCACAAAUCAGCCAGGACUGUUCUAUGAAAGAAUCGGGACCUCUAGAAUGGCAAUUUCAGAAUGGACCAUCAUUGUAUAUUACGACUUGCAACCAUAUUGGAGUGAUAUGAGACACUUACAUGCCGAAUUACUAGCCGGAAAUGAGCUUAUUAAUCACUCACGGCAGCGAAGAUCACCGCUAGAUAUAGUCGAUAUUGAGCUUGCAUUCCUAACUUUAGCCAAAUCUUCCAGUGCCGGAUGA
Drosophila kikkawai is the source of this 1356-nucleotide messenger RNA. The record is from RefSeq and is a predicted model, not a curated record. NCBI's taxonomy places the organism in Eukaryota, Metazoa, Arthropoda, Insecta, Diptera, Drosophilidae.